AUGGCUGAAGAAACUGCUACUGUUUCCGCUACCCCUGUGGCUGCUACGCCAAAAAAGGCGAAGAAGAAAAGUCCGAGUAAGAAACCGAAAGCGUUGCCGUCGCAUCCUAAGGUUUCAGCAAUGGUCGUGGAGGCUAUUUCUAGUUUGAAGGAACGCGGUGGCUCAUCUCUGCAAGCUAUUAAGAAGCAUAUUGCAUCACAUCACAAGGUAGAUAUUGACCGUUUGACACCUUUCAUCAAGAAAUACUUAAAGAGUGCUGUGGCGGGUGGAAGCCUGGUUCAGACAAAAGGGAAAAGGAGCUACCGGUUCAUUUAA
Stegodyphus dumicola is the source of this 315-nucleotide messenger RNA. Its product is annotated as histone H1-III pseudogene. NCBI's taxonomy places the organism in Eukaryota, Metazoa, Arthropoda, Arachnida, Araneae, Eresidae. The record is from RefSeq and is a predicted model, not a curated record.